Messenger RNA from Condylostylus longicornis, 1063 nucleotides. RefSeq names its product charged multivesicular body protein 6-A (gene Vps20). Gene Ontology annotation, cellular component: ESCRT III complex; multivesicular body. Lineage: Eukaryota; Metazoa; Arthropoda; Insecta; Diptera; Dolichopodidae. Gene Ontology annotation, biological process: vesicle budding from membrane; late endosome to vacuole transport via multivesicular body sorting pathway. The record is from RefSeq and is a predicted model, not a curated record. The coding region runs from base 373 to 1032 and encodes 219 amino acids. The transcript has 3 exons.
CAAGUUCUAUGAGUUUGAAACAGCUCAUUGCACUGCACUCCUUUAGGAACAAAUAUUCAAGAUUGUCCAUAAUCAACAAUUUCAAAAAAGAUUCCACUUUGUUCCACUCAGAACUCCGAAAAAUUUUCAUUUCAAUUCUUGGAGAAUAAGGAACGAUGAGAAUUGAUUUGGACUGCGUAGAAUUCUUAUUUUGACAUUUGGUAUUUUUUGUUUUUGUUAUGAGUAAUUAAAAAGUAAAAAUUUUUGAUCGUAUUUGUACGUCUAAGAUUUAUUUUCAUGCCAUAGUUUCAAUUUGAAUCUUAGUCAAUAUUAUUAUUUAGAUUAAUAAUAAAUUUUUAUACUAAUUAGUAUAGCUAGGGGAUAAGCAAUAAUAUGGGAGCACUUUUUGGAAAAAGUAAAAAACCGCCCAGCCGUGUUACAGAACAUGAUAAAGUUGUUUUACAACUGAAACAACAGCGAGAUAAACUGAAGCAAUACCAAAAACGUAUAGAAAUAACAUUAGAAAAAGAUAGGGAAUUAGCAAGAAAAUGUUUGCAUUCUGGAAGAAAAGAGCGAGCUAAAUUAUUGCUACGUAAAAAGAAAUAUCAAGAAACUUUGUUGCAAAAUACGGACCAACAGCUUGAAAACUUAGAAAAAAUGGCUGCUGACAUCGAAUUCGCUCAAAUUGAACAGCAAGUAAUAGAUGGACUUAAAGCGGGUAAUAGUGCUCUUAAAAAAGUACAUGAAGUUCUUACAAUCGAAGAAGUUGAACGGGUACUCGAUGAGACAAAUGAGGCUGUAGAAAAACAACGAGAACUUGAUGAAUUACUAUCUGGUGCUUUAACUCAAGAAGAUGAAGAUGCUGUACUUGCGGAAUUAGAUGCUCUCGUUGCUGCAGAUGAUGCAAGUAAAGUUAUACCAACCGAAAAUAUAUCUGAAAAUUUGCCAGAAGUUCCAUCUGAUAAUUUAGGAGUAGAAGAAGAAGAAGAAGGUAGAACUCCAGCAAAGAAAGUCAAAGAAAAUUCUCAAAAAAGAAUUCUAGUUGAAGCGUGAUAUAUACAUAAAUAUUUUUAAGAUGAUAAAA